AUGGGGUGGACGAAAACAGUAAGCACACUUUCUUCAAAAAGACAAGUGCUACUAAAAAUGAAAAUUGGACAGUUGAUAGUAGAUGCAGAAUUUAAAGAACUUGAUGAAUUAGAGAAGAUAAAUACCACUAUUACAUAUAAAGAGUCAACUCGUACAAACGUAAGUAACUGUUCAAAUUAUAUGACACAGAAUGAAGCCAUCAAUACAGGUCCCGGUUAUAAUACGUCACACUGUGAACAGCUAUACCCUUCUUGUAGUAUUAGACGCGUACUGGUCGAUAAUUAUGUUCGCGACGUAAGCGCGGACGACGGCGACGGCGGUAGCAGAAAACGUGACGUCGCGACGUAA
Messenger RNA from Macrosiphum euphorbiae (potato aphid), 348 nucleotides. NCBI's taxonomy places the organism in Eukaryota, Metazoa, Arthropoda, Insecta, Hemiptera, Aphididae. The record is from the annotation of a GenBank genome assembly.